Molecule: messenger RNA, 1071 nt
Organism: Ostreobium quekettii
Lineage: Eukaryota; Viridiplantae; Chlorophyta; Ulvophyceae; Bryopsidales; Ostreobiaceae
Source: the annotation of a GenBank genome assembly
AUGAUAGACCGAGGCUGGGGUUGCGGUUGGCGCAAUGCGCAGAUGCUUGUGUCAGCCAUGUUGAUGAGGAGCACGGAGUGGCGGGAGAGUCUCUUUGGAGGGUGUGGAUAUGUUCCCGACAUAGGCUCAUUGCAAGCUUGGCUUGAAGCUGCAUGGCACGCAGGCUUUGAUGUUGAGGGCUGUGCUCAGUUUGGAGGUUCUGUGCAGCAGAGCCUGCGAUGGAUAGGAACGACGGAGGUGAUCUCACUGUUGAGGGUCUUUCGGAUCAGGGCACAGUUCAUCGAUUUUGUAGGAACUCACUCUGCCCACAACAUCUUCAGGCCCCAGCACUUGGGCUCCCUGCACCAUUCGAUUGCAUGCGACCUGUGCAAGCGCCGACCCAUCGAAGGCAUUCGCCACACAAGCCUUGCGGUUCCAGACUACGACCUGUGCGACCACUGCAUCAGGGAUCCAAGGGCCCAACAUGCCGGGCCCUUUGAGUCCCAUGGAACUGCUCCGAUCCACCUUGGAGUGAAGUGUUCCAUGUGUGAGGUGGAGAACAUCUUGGGGGUGCGGUACAGGAGCAAGAAGAAGAAUCCUCAAGUGGACAUGUGCAGCAGAUGUGUGGAUUUUUCCCAGACGACUUGGGGGGGGCGGUAUGUGAGGGUGAUGGUGCCGGAAGGGGAUCAGGACCUGGAGAAUGAGAACAGACACAGGCGUCUGAUUGAGUGGAUAUGGAACUAUUUCAGCUCUGGGUUUCCGGAGCAAGGGCGAGGUGUUGUGCACACAGCGCGGCUGCCACUGUACUUCCAGCACGAGGGCCAUUCCCGCACAGUGGUGGGGAUAGAACGCUACAAGAAGGCAAAUGGAGGCAUCUACCACAACUUGCUUAUUCUGGACCCUGGCAUUCCCGACUCAACUCUGGAGGAAGCGUUGACGUUGGGGCAGAAAUGGCAGCAGCUCGUUAAACGUGGCCCACACACUCUGAGAAAGCCGGAGUAUCAACUGACGUACAUCGAGGAUGGUCUGGUGCCGGAAAAUGAAAUGGACGUUAUGAAACGGCUGGGUCCUGCCGAUACGAUAUCAUCUUGA